Paramecium octaurelia is the source of this 668-nucleotide messenger RNA. The record is from the annotation of a GenBank genome assembly. Lineage: Eukaryota; Ciliophora; Oligohymenophorea; Peniculida; Parameciidae.
AUGAAUGCAAUUAUGAAGCUUUCUCAUAGAUCAUCCUCUUUCAGUCAGGGAGACAUCUAUAGUAGACUUCUUGAUAUGCAUGAUGAGUUAUCGAAAUCCAGUAGAAGUCUAAACAACCUCAUAAACUAAAGUUUAAGAUAAUUAUAGAAACCAAAAGAAGAUAAUCGUUUUAGUUUUUCAGCUGAAUUUCAAUAACAAACUCAAGAAUAAGAAAAAGAAGAGGAAGAGUGGGAUCAUUUGGAUGAAGAGGAUGAGAAGAAAUAGAUAAAUGAAAGAGAGUAGAUUUUAGAGAAUAAAAUAAAGAUUUACGAGUCCGCUUUGAUAACUUUAGAAGAAGAUAAACAGGAAAAAGAUGAAGAAAUCAUGAGACUUAAGAAUUUGUAAAAGUAGAGUCUAUAAAUAGGUUGAAUGAAUAAGAUAAAUAAUAAAACAUAUAAAAUGAUGAAGAAAAUAAGAAUUAAAGUGUGAUCAGAAAACAAUUGUAAAUUUUAGAUGAUCAUUUAAACUUCUUAGAAGAAAGAAAACUGAUGUAGUAAAAAAUCAAAGAGUACGAAGCUAAGUUUAAAGAGUAGAAAGAAAUUAUCGAUUCUUAAAAAUUAGAAAUAUCUCGCUUAAAGCAUAUAAAUUAGUAUUUACAUAAGUCAAUUGAUAAAUUAUAAAAGUUGUGA